Messenger RNA from Phymastichus coffea, 1920 nucleotides. RefSeq lists its product as uncharacterized. The transcript has 8 exons. NCBI's taxonomy places the organism in Eukaryota, Metazoa, Arthropoda, Insecta, Hymenoptera, Eulophidae. The coding region runs from base 28 to 1920 and encodes 630 amino acids. The record is from RefSeq and is a predicted model, not a curated record.
UUAGCGUGAGAGGCUGGCCAAUCCAGGAUGCCAGGGCUGUGGAUACUGCUGCACACGCUGAUCUACAUGAUGGCUGGGCCGAAAAGUUUGGUUAGCAGCAGCGAUAUCUGGCCGCUGGAGAGGCCAGAAGGUAUGCCGGCCAUCCAGUCUCUCGAAGUGAUGUGUGGCAAAGAUCAUAUGGACGUACACCUGUCCUUUUCGCAACCCUUCGAAGGUAUCGUCUCAUCGAAGGGCCAGCACUCCGAUCCACGCUGCGUCUACGUGCCACCGUCCACUGGACAGACCUUUUUCUCCUUUAGAAUAGCUUACGCCAGGUGUGGCACGAAGCCAGAUAUGCACGGCCAGUUUUAUGAAAAUACUGUUGUCGUGCAAUACGAUAAGGAUCUGCUAGAGGUAUGGGACGAGGCGAAGAGGCUGCGCUGCGAGUGGUUUAACGAUUAUGAGAAAACGGCGUCUAAGCCGCCCAUGGUGAUUGCUGACCUCGACGUUAUACAACUCGACUUCAGGGGGGACAACGUGGACUGCUGGAUGGAGAUACAACACGGCAAAGGACCAUGGGCGCCACCGGUCUCGGGAAUCGUGCCAUUGGGCUCGACGCUAACACUGGUCGUCGCGAUAAACGAUUACCGAGGUAACGAGCCGCGCCACAGCAAAGUGCAAGGUGAAUUCGACAUGCGGGUCAAGUCGUGCGUCGCCUCGGACGGUGCUGGGCAUACCAUACAGCUGAGCGACGAGUUCGGCUGCGUGCUCAGGCCCAAGAUGAUCAGUCGCUUCCUCAAGGCGAGGGGCUCCGACGAUCGCGCCACUGUCAUCACGUACGCCUUCUUUCACGCCUUCAAGUUUCCUGAUGCGCUUAGCGUUCACAUCAAGUGCAAGGUGGAGAUCUGCCGGCACGGUUGCCUGGACCAUUGCCAGACACCUGGCGUCGGCGUUGCCAGUGGCGAAGCGUUAGGCCACUACGUGCAGGAACGCAACGACGUGAACGUGCAGUUGCCGCAGCAGCCAGCCGCUUACGUCGAGCCCGACAUGUCGGUGAGUAGUGCGAGACCGAGCGCCGACGACGGAACCUCAUACGACGACGACAUCGUCUCGUCGUUGGCCAGCCACUUCUUGGGCCUCGAGAAAUCUGCCGCGCCCAAAGCUCAAGCUCAGCAGCAACAGCAGCAGCAGCAGCAGCAGUCGCCGAGCACGUCGACUUUCGAGCCGACUCUGGACUCCUCUGACGAUCCGCUACUGUCGCAGCCAUUCUUGUCGGUACAACCAGCUCGAGUAACACGCUAUCAACCCCAAGAGCACUUCCCGCACGGGCCGCGCAACCUCGAGCAAGACGACACGAGUGAACUACGACAAGGCAAGUCGAGAGAACCGACGAAUGAAGAAGCCGACAACGACAAGCCAAGCAAUGACGACACAACUGUCAACAAGACAAAGCCAUUGAACAAGUCGACGACAACGGCAAACAGGAGAAAACGUUCAUUGGUAGUGUCCGACCGGAAAGUCCGUAACGCCGACGUCGGCGUAUCCGGCAUCUAUGAGGUCAUCUCGGAAGCCGAUCUUGCUUUCAGUCCUGAUAGUCAUGCCGAAGCUGUCACUGUCUUCCAGGGCCGCAUACGCGAAGAAGUGGUGUACGGUAUUUGCUUACCGCUUAGUGGCUUUAGCGCUCUCUUCGUCGUGGUAGCCUUAUCGGCAAUAGUCUCAGCAUUGAUUGCCGGAGCAAUGGUGCAUCGACUGCAAGUCCAACGUGAAUUAGCACGCAACGCACGUAAAAAUAUGCCGGCGAGUCUAGCGGCGAUCGGACGUCGAAAUUCAGCCCAACAGCACCAUCACCAUCAGCAGUCGGGAUGGCUACAAGCUUACGGACUUUUUCGCGCGAGGUGUGCACAGCAGAGAGUCUCGGAUAACAGGACGUCGGAUAAUUGA